UAAUACGUCAUCAAAGUUGGCGGUAUUUUGAAAAGCGAGUAGCGUCUAGUGUUGUGGUCCGUGGAGUAGGGAACUGUUGCUAAACAUGGCAGACGGCCGGGCAGCAGCGCAGCUGUCAGAGGCCGCCCAGUCUGAGCUGCUGGACAUGUGUGAGGAGCAGUUUGCGCAGCUGGAAAAGAUUCAGAAUGAGAUUAUACUGUGUGAGCCAGAUUUUUGUGAGAAUCCACAAGAACAGUCAGUAAAAAGACUGACUGCAACAGAAGCUGAGCUGAAGCAGUGGUCGACAGUGGAACCACAGUUGCUGGCAGAAAAUUCAGAGAUUUUGCUCGAAGCAGGAAAAGAAGAGAUGCACAAGCUGUGCUCUGAACUUGAGAUGGUUGCUUCCUGUUAUGAAGCCAAAAGAGACAAACUGAAAAAGACUAAGGAACUUGAACUAAAAUGGCUGGAGGAGAAGAAACAGGUGCUGGCUGCCGCCAGUGGUCACAGUGAACGACUUCAAAUUGAAAAGGAGAAGUUGUCAGAACAUACGAUACUCCGGGACAUCAAGGAAAAAAUACAGAAAAUGAAGGUCUACCAGGAAAGGCUGAUGGAGAGCUUGGGGUACAUCCUGGAGAAACACGUUCCUCUCCCUCAGGAGGAUUCCAGUACAAACAAGAAGAAGAAGAAUGUUCCUCAUGAGAUUCAUGAAAACUUGAUUUCACUCAAUGAAAUUCUGGAGAUUCUCAUGAACAAGGCUCUGAACACACCGCACGACCCCUAUGUGGCGAUAGAUGACACAUUUUGGCCACCGUAUGUAGAGAUGCUGCUCCGUUAUGGAAUUGCAGUGAGACACCAUGAGAAUAACUUUAAGAUCCGCUUGGAAACCUUUUUCUGAACCACUGGUGCAUUAAAAAUCUAAAGCACUGUGCUGAAACUGAGUCUGCUUGUGCAGGGAAAUCAUUAUGCAUUUUUUUGUAGGCUAGUAGGAAGUCUAUGGUGGAGAAACAGUGAUGCUAGGGCGUUCCUGAAUUUACUAUAUGCAUGUGUAACAUUUCUAUGUACAUACUUUUUUUUUAUUGCUGUCUGUUUAGACUUCUUAAAUACUGUUUAGUUAAAAUGUCUUGUAAGCGCACCUAUUUUUCUAGUUCUAUUUUUACAUAUUCAAGGGUAAUUCAAAUGUAUGAGUGUUUUAUCCAAAGUAUGUGUUCUAGAAAUCCCGUGUGCAUGUGUGUUUUUCAUGAGAAUUCAUAUUUAUCAGCGUAAAAUUAAAUUGAUCUUAAUUUUGGUUUCAUUUAACAGUUUUCCAUUAUGUUUGAAAAUUAGGAAAAUAUGUUCAGUAAUGUUCUGUGUGUGUGUGUGUGUGUGUGUGUGUGUGUGUGUGUGUGUGUGUGUGUGUGUGUGUGUGUGUGUGUGUGUGUGUGUGUGUGUGUGUUUUGUUUGUGUUUAUACA
Molecule: messenger RNA, 1429 nt
Organism: Pelmatolapia mariae (spotted tilapia)
Lineage: Eukaryota; Metazoa; Chordata; Actinopteri; Cichliformes; Cichlidae
Gene: cenpk
Product: centromere protein K
Exons: 10
Coding region: 86-874 (262 amino acids)
Biological process (GO): kinetochore assembly; mitotic sister chromatid segregation
Cellular component (GO): nucleus
Source: RefSeq, a predicted model, not a curated record